Sceloporus undulatus (fence lizard) is the source of this 581-nucleotide messenger RNA. RefSeq names its product homeobox protein GBX-2-like. NCBI's taxonomy places the organism in Eukaryota, Metazoa, Chordata, Lepidosauria, Squamata, Phrynosomatidae. Gene Ontology annotation, biological process: regulation of nervous system development; regulation of transcription by RNA polymerase II. Gene Ontology annotation, molecular function: RNA polymerase II transcription regulatory region sequence-specific DNA binding; DNA-binding transcription factor activity, RNA polymerase II-specific. Gene Ontology annotation, cellular component: nucleus. The record is from RefSeq and is a predicted model, not a curated record. The annotation marks the transcript as partial. The transcript has a single exon.
GCUCGGUCCGGGGCUCUUCGGGCAAAGAGGAGUCCAAAGCCUCGGAGGAGGAGGCAGCGUCGGCCUCGUCGGGCAAAGGCAAGGAGGAGAGCUGCUUCUCCAUGGACAGCGACUUGGACUACAGCUCCGACGACAACCUGCCGGGGGCUUCUUCGUCGGGGGUCCCCAAGGAGGACGACCCCCAGGGGAUGGAGGAGGGCAACGUCGGGGGUUCGGGUUCCAGCCAAGGCCCCGGCUCCGGCGGAGGCGGAGGGACGACCUCGACGGGGAAGAACCGCCGCCGGAGGACGGCCUUCACCAGCGAGCAGCUGCUGGAGCUGGAGAAGGAGUUCCACUGCAAGAAGUACCUGUCCCUGACGGAGCGCUCCCAGAUCGCGCACGCCCUCAAACUCAGCGAGGUCCAGGUCAAGAUCUGGUUCCAGAACCGCCGGGCCAAGUGGAAACGGGUCAAGGCCGGCAACGCCAACUCCAAGACCGGGGAGCCCUCCAGGAACCCCAAGAUCGUCGUCCCCAUCCCCGUCCACGUCAGCAGGUUCGCCAUCCGCAGCCAGCAUCAGCAGCUGGAGCAGGCCAGGCCCUGA